UGAUUGUAUAGUUGUCUGUGGUUUACGUACUUUUUGUCAAGAGAAUUUAUUUUUACGUGAUUUGGAAUUGGAUUCUAUUGUGGAUAAAUUAAUCUAAACCGAAUUCCGACUAUUACUUUUUAGAUAGUUCAAUAGCUUCUAAUAUAAAUUCCGAAAAUCUAAUGUUGUUUUUGAUUUAACAAAAUGGCUCAUUUGCAAUAUAUACCGGGCGAUCCACGCUUAGUCGAUCAAUUAGUUUACGAAUUAAAAUCCAAGGGAAUUUUCGAUCAGUUCCGCAAAGACUGCAUAGCUGAUGUAGACACGCGUCCAGCUUACCAGAACCUGCGGCAGAGGGUGGAGAACUCUGUAGCUACGUUCCUCUCACGGCAGACUUGGCAACCUGAUAUGAAUAAGAACCAAUUGCGAGAGAAACUAAGGAAACACAUACUUGAUGGAAAUUACUUGGAGCAGGGUGUGGAGAGAAUAGUAGAUCAAGUUGUCAAUCCUAAAGUGGCUACAGUCUUUAUUCCUAAAGUAGAAGACUUAGUAUACAAAGUACUAGGCAUAACAAAAAAGAAGUCUCCUUCUGCAGAGACAUCAAAUGAAAAAGUUGAAGAUUUACUUCCCAAUGAUUUGGAAGCUGUCAGUCCUGGGUCUGUUAAAAGCAAUGAUGACAAAAGUGAAGCAAUGGAUGUGGAUAGUACACAAGAUAAUAAAAUGGAUAUAGAUGACGAAAAAUCCAAGUUAGAUACAAAUGAAAAUAGUUUUAUUUUGGAAUCAGAGAAAGAAAAUACAGGAGAUAUUCAACUUCCAAGUAACAUACAAAAUGAUGAUGUGGAUAAAAGUAAUAUACCACUACCAUCAGAAGAAAUAAAACCAGAAAAUAUUCCGUCACCUGACACCAGUCCUCCUAAACUAGAACUAGAAAAAAUUGAACUACCAAAAGAACCGAUUAUAUCAACAGACAUACCAUUACCCAAUGAUAUAUGUAAAGAAGAAAAAGAUCAGUAUUUUAAACCGGUUAACAGUGAAGACGAUGAAUCUAGUUCUGGUUCAUCACUCAGAAGAAACAUGUCUCCUUUAACACCAAUUAGAAACUUCAAUAAUGAAAACUCUUGUGAUGCUCAGCAAGCUUUCGAAAAUGAUUCAACAGAUAAUAAAAGUGAAGACAAAAAAGAACCUAGUACAUUCAGAUUUAAAAUUGAUGGAAAGAUAUCAGAAAAUAGUUCGGAUGCAGUUAAAGCAGAGAAGAAGGAAACAGAGACUAAUUUAUCUUAUCAGUUUAACAGUCAAGUGAAUAUAAACAAUUUUAAUACACCACUUUAUGAAGACAGUUCAAAUAGCAACAAUUUACGUAUUGAUUAUGAAAGUGAUGCAAACAGUAAAGUUAAUAUUGAGAUAAAAGCACCUGAUAACGAUCAAACUUCAGAAGAUUCGAGAAAGGAAAAGAAAACUGAAGAAAAGAAAAGUAGUCACAAAAGUUCACAUCGUUCUAGAGAGUCUCACAAACAUUCUAGUAGUAACGACAAAAGAUCUGAUUAUAAACACUCUAAUUCCAGAGAUAGUUCUAGCAAACAUGACAAAAAUAAAUCUUCUAAAGAUGAAAAUAAAUCUAAAUCAAGUGAUAAAGAUAAAUCAAAGGACAAAAAUGAGAAAAAAGAUAGCAGCAGUAGAGAAUCCUCGAGACAUAGAAGCUCUCACAAAUCAAGUCACAGAGACUCUAAAUCUCAUAGGAGUACCAGUUCAAGUGGACACCAUUCUAGUAAAAAUUCUGAUGAGAAAAAAUCAUCAUCGUCGUCAUCUAGUCAUAAAGACAAAAGUUCCGACAAAAGCUCUUCUGAGAAGUCAAAAGAUUCAAAAUCAAGUUCUCAUAAGUCUAGCAAAGACAGAAAAAGUAGCAGUAGUAGCAGGAGUGAUAAAAGCAACAGCAAGAGUAAAAAUGACAAAGACAAAGAUAAAAAAGGCAAAAAGGAGAAUGAUGAUCACUACAGCUUAUCUGGUAGAGGAAAUCCUAAUAGGCGAUCUACUGAUAGAGACUCUAACGACGGCAGUUCUUCUUCCAAAGGUUCCCAUAAUCCUUCGAGCUCCAAAUCUUCAAGCAGUAAAAAGGAUAGCAAAAGCAGUUCAAAAUCUGAAAGUACCUCCACUAGUGGUGAAUCCACAAGUCCUAGUGAUAAGGAAAAUAUUAUUCAUGAACAUACUAGCAAAACUAGGGAGGCUCUACAGCAGAAACCGAUAGUUCGAAUUGAGAAACAUUUGGAAGUGGCUCUCAAGUCUCCUCCAAGAUUACCUUUUGUACCAGAUGUGACAAUCAAAAAGCCAAAAUUUGCCGCAAAUUUAGAAGAAGCAAAAAGAUUGAUGAAAAUGCGCAAGUUUUUAGAUGAAGAGCAAAAAAGGAUGAAUCAAGAAGCGGCUUUGCUCCUUGAAUUCCAAGCCAAUGUAAGGCCUAGCAUGAGUCAGGUCUACUCUAGUAUACCGGGUCCUGAACUAGAGUUUGCGUGUGUUUCAAAUGUAGGGAAUUCCCAAGAAAUGGUUGUCCAAAGCAAUGAUAAUAUUAGUAUCCUAAAUGAAGAACGGGAAAAUAUAAAUACUGCAACAGUAGAACAUGAUAAUGUAUCAACAAUUGAGGAAUCCAAUUAUACGAAUAACGAAUUAGUAACAGUAUUAAAUGAAGCGAACAGUGAAGGUUAUGAGAUGCAAUCUGAUAACAAUAUAAAUCAAACAAGCAUAAAAAUUAAUGAUAGUGCACAAGGAUGCGUUGUAAUUGAAGAAAGUAACGGACAAAUCAAUUUAAAAUCUGAAACUGUGAGUGAAAAUCAUGUUCAAGAGAAUGAUAAUGUUUCUACUAUAUAUGUUAUUGAAGAAUCACAAGAUACGAAAUGUGAUGAUGUAGAAAAAGAAUCAAUAAACGAAAACAUCGAUAUCAUUGAACAAAUUGAUAAUGAAGGAAUGGCUAUAAAAAAUGAUGAAAUACUGAACGAAACAAUCGAGAGACCCCAAAAUAGAGAUACUAAACACUACACAAAUCUAUUUGAGAUCACUGUUAUUGCGGAAGCUUUAUCAGAGAACGAGAACUCGACAGAUGAUUUCAUACGUGACGUUAAAUGUGACGUCACUGAUGACGUUACAGAUACACCAGAAGUCGUGAACUGUGACACAAACGACACAUUGACUGACAAUGAAAAAAUUGAUGAAACACCUCAUGAAGCAGAAGAAGAUGCAAAAAUUAAUGGUGAAGAUAAAUUGCGCUACUUCGGUGAACACGAAAAAUACAAUGCUGAAAUAGAAAGGGCACAAUUCAACAACUUUUUCAAAGAGUACACGACAAAGAUUGCCCAAACCAACAAACUGUAUCUCAUAAACUGCGACUCCUACGAGGAAAACGUAAUUCGCGAAGUCUCCAAAGAUUUGGGCAACUUCGAAAUAGUCACCUACCAUAAAAAUGGGCAUUUGAAACUGCCCAUAAAUAAAAAUGUGAUCAAAAACGUAAAUAUUUCAACAGAAAUAUCUCUACCAAUGGAUACAGAAUACAGUGACAAUUAUUAUGAUGAACAAUCAAAUCAAAUGUUCAGUCCAGACAAAUCUGAAUGCUCUUUUGAAUUGAGUGAAUACGAUACAAAAUUAGAAGAAAUGGUCAACAAAACAUCUCGGCAAGAGAUAAUGGAAAUCAUACUCGGCAAUGUCAUAGACACGUCAGCCAAUAAAAUGCCACAGAUAGAUUAUUGUUCUGAAUCCAACAUUGACAGUGAUUAUGAAAACUCUUUGAAGAGGAAAAUUUGUGAGAUCAAUGAGAUUAGUGAGGAAACUGCCAGCGUGAACAAUAACAGGCCAGUUUUGACUCCAAACAAAAUUAGGAAAUUGAGUACUGACCAAAUUACAUCAACGACUCAGGAAAAUGAGGAUACACCGCACAAUAAAACCCAAAAUGUGACCCGCUCAAAGUAUUUGGGUAAAGCGAGGAGAGUGGGGCUGCCUCGACCUAAGAGAACAAUGCUGCCCAACAGUCCAUCAAGCGACAAGUCAGUAGAGAACUACGAACAGAACUCCCCCACCCCCACCCCCAAUGGCAGGCUCAAGAGGACCAAAGUGCAGCGAUACGACACCUCGGACCUCUACAAACCCAAGCUGCACUAUCUCUCGCGACGGAACCACAUCACUUGAGGGCCAGCACUACUGCACUGUGAAAUGGAGAGUAUUAUAUUAUUAUAAAUUAUAGAAAUGUUAUAUUAAGGUGUUCGCCCACUACACUGUUAUAGAUGUUCUGAUUUAUAAUAAGACGAGCUGGCUUGGCAAAUGUUGGUUUUCCAUGAAAAUUUUUGUUAAAAUAUUAUCAGCUCAUUGUAAGUGUGUAAGAGGAUGUAUAUGGUUGAGAUUAAAUUACUAUUAUCUCUAUUAAAAUAAAUCUAUUAAAUUAAAUUUGGAUUGAUGCUAGAAGAGUCAAAUUUUACGGUUGUAUGUCAAAAUUUUUCCAAAAAAAUUAAAUUUUUGGGUGGACCACCCUUAUCAAUUAGACGUAUAACCUACUAAAUAUAUAUAUAAAACCUCAUCAACAGAGGAGUAUGGCAACUAACAAAUAAUAUAUAUUAUAUAUAAAUAUUAUGAACUAACUAAAAAUGGCUAUGUCUAUACGCUGCGUGAGGAUUACCAGCAAAAUCUAUGACUUGCGUAAAGACUUUGCCCUCUCUAGAAGUGCAGCUAGUUCUAUAUUAGAACAAGUAUCCAAAGCUGCUCUAAUAGGAUCUUACCAAAUUUGGCUAGGCAGGGAGAACAACACGAGCAGAGAACGGGGCGUGUUGAUCGAUCGUCAAGGAAUUCCUUAACCCUACAUCCAGUAGUCACAAGUCCUGGACUUCGGAGUUUUUCUCUACCACGCGAUGGACCCGGCACCUGCACGGUGAAUCCAUGGAAUGCUAAGAUAUUCGUCUUGUAAAUUGAGAAUUUUAUAUACAUAUAUUAUGUAUGUGUAUUUCGACGACCUCCGUGGCGCAGUGGUGUGCGCGGUGGAUUUACAAAACGGAGGUCCUGAGUUCGAUCCCCGGCUGGGCAGAUUGAGAUUUUCUUAAUUUGUUCAGGUCUGGCUGGUGGGAGACACCCUACCGGCAAAGACGUACCGCCAAGCGAUUAAGCGUUCCGGUACGAUGCCGUGUAGAAACCGAAAGGGGUGUGGAUUUUCAUCCUCCACCUAACAAGUUAGCCCGUUUCCAUCUUAGACUGCAUCAUCACUUACCAUUAGGUGAGAUUGUAGUUUGAGGGCUAACUUGUAAAGAAUAAAAAAAAAUGUGUAUAUAAAAUUCUAUAUAUAAUAUAUGUCAUAUAUAGUUAUAAUUAGACAGAUUUUGGCUUUAGGUGUAAUAGUAAUAUGGCGAAAUUCUUACAUUAGCAUAGCUAUAACCAAGGAACGGCUGGAUCGUCACCAGAUUUUAUUGACAAUAUACUUAUUUAUUAUAUUUAUGAAGCCCCCUCUAAUUCUGAGAGAAGACUCGAGCUCAGCAGUGAGCCGAAUAUGGGUUGGGUUGAUGAUUAUAUUAAUGUUGGUGUAGUGGACAUACACCUUUAUGUUAAAAAUUAUAUUAUUGUUUUGAAAAUGUCUGUAAAUCUAGAAAUAUUUCAUCAAGUUUUUUUUAUAAUAAUAAAUAAGUAUAUAAUUAUUAAGACAUACUUUGUAUUUAAGUUUGUGAAAUGUACCUUAUUAUAAUAUAAUAAACAUUCUUAAUAAUAAUAAAGAAAUGUGUAUGAA
This is a messenger RNA of Bicyclus anynana (squinting bush brown), 5716 nucleotides long. Its product is annotated as biorientation of chromosomes in cell division protein 1-like 1. Bases 184 to 4140 code for a protein of 1318 amino acids. Lineage: Eukaryota; Metazoa; Arthropoda; Insecta; Lepidoptera; Nymphalidae. The record is from RefSeq and is a predicted model, not a curated record. The transcript has 5 exons.